Molecule: messenger RNA, 1624 nt
Organism: Oryza sativa Japonica Group (Japanese rice)
Lineage: Eukaryota; Viridiplantae; Streptophyta; Magnoliopsida; Poales; Poaceae
Product: probable inactive purple acid phosphatase 16
Cellular component (GO): cytoplasm
Molecular function (GO): hydrolase activity, acting on ester bonds
Source: RefSeq, a predicted model, not a curated record
ACUCUUUUGUGGACAGUGACCCAUCAAUCAAUGCACAAGCAGCAGUGACGUACUGACGUUAAUCGCAGCUCUACCCAUCAUUUGCAGCCACCAGCAUCUGCUCCGGCACGCUUCUGCCACCGCCGUCGCCGGAGAUCCGUCACGCGUCCGACUCCGAUUGACUGAACCGUCGGAGCACGUACGCCGGGAUGCGGUGCUGGCGUCGCCUGGCGGCGGCCGGCGCACUGCUCGCCGCCCUCUGCGCCGCGCUUGCUCUGGCGGUGGCGGAGCACCGGCGCCCUGACACCACGGCCAGCAGCAGCAGCCGCCGGCCGCUGCGGUUCGCGUCGGGAGGAGGGUUCAAGGUGGCGCUCUUCGCCGACCUGCAUUACGGCGAGAACGCCUGGACGGACUGGGGCCCACGGCAGGACGCCGGCUCCGACCGCGUCAUGGCCGCCGUCCUCGACGCCGAGAAGCCCGACUUCGUGGUGUACCUCGGCGACCUCGUGACCGCGAACAAUCUAGGGAUCCCCAACGCGAGCCUGUACUGGGACAGAGCGAUUUCUCCGACCAGAGGCAGGGGGAUCCCGUGGGCGACGGUGUUCGGGAACCACGACGACAUGCCGUUCGAGUGGCCUCCUGAGUGGUUCUCUCCUGCAGGCGUUCCGCCGCUGCAUUGCCCACCACCGAGCAUGUCAGAUUCAGACUGCAGCUUCCGAGGAACACCGCGACUUGAACUGAUGACAAGUGAGGUUAUCCGUAAUGGAUUGUCAUAUUCAUCAAAUGGCCCCAAGGACCUCUGGCCUGCUGUUUCCAACUACGUCUUGCAGGUGCUAUCACAGAAGCGAGAUGAUCCAGCUCUGCUCAUGUAUUUCCUUGACUCCGGUGGUGGAUCCUAUCCAGAAGUGAUAUCCAGUGCUCAGGUUCAGUGGUUUCAUAGUCAAUCUCAGUUCCUUAAUCCAAAUGGAAGGAUUCCAGAGAUAAUCUUUUGGCAUAUUCCAAGUACGGCAUAUGCCAAGGUUGCGCCGAAAGCUAAGUCCGAAAUAAGAAAACCCUGUGUUGGCUCUAUCAACAGGGAAGAAGUAGCACCACAAGAAGCUGAAUGGGGUAUGAUGGAUGCCCUUGUCAAGAGGGCUUCAGUGAAGGCAAUUUUCGUUGGUCACAACCACGGCCUGGAUUGGUGCUGCCCACACGAGAAACUCUGGCUAUGUUUUGCCCGACACACAGGCUAUGGUGGCUACGGUAACUGGCCAAGAGGAGCAAGGGUUAUUGAGAUAUCUGAACAGCCCUUCUCAAUUCAGUCAUGGAUACGGAUGGAGGAUGGGACAACGCACAGCGAUAUUAGCUUGAGCUCCUAGACUUGUAAAUGAAAUGUAGUUGCUGGAGUUUUAUUUCAGACAAAUAAAGAGUCCAAGUAGGAAAAUGAAGGUGGACACUGUAUAUAAUUAAGCUGAGCCCCCUUGUAAAAUUGUAAUAUAUGCGUACAGAGUAAGAAAAGGUUGGCAGAAAGAAAGAGAAAAGAGUAGGAAAAAUGAUGAACCUAUGGGAUCCACUGCCACGUGUCAAGCUACGUGGUGCCAUGUCAGAUGAAAUCACCAGAAAAAAAAGUUACAGGGAGGAAAAACAAACCGAUAUCAUAUCAGCA